Talaromyces amestolkiae is the source of this 1695-nucleotide messenger RNA. RefSeq lists its product as uncharacterized. Lineage: Eukaryota; Fungi; Ascomycota; Eurotiomycetes; Eurotiales; Trichocomaceae. Gene Ontology annotation, molecular function: metal ion transmembrane transporter activity. The transcript has 3 exons. Gene Ontology annotation, biological process: metal ion transport; transmembrane transport. The coding region runs from base 1 to 1695 and encodes 564 amino acids. Gene Ontology annotation, cellular component: membrane. The record is from RefSeq and is a predicted model, not a curated record.
AUGGGGUCAUCUUACAGUGACUAUGUGACAACUAUAUCUCGUCAGAGGCCGAGUCUAAAAAAACUCUCGGACUUUCUUCGUCACCAACCCCGAUCUGCUUGCAACAGCCUUAUCAGCUACGUCGAGAUUGAGACAACAGGUGGUGCAGGGCCGCCUCAAGAAAUCAGCACAAGUAAACUCGUGGCCCGAAUUACUUCUGGACUGAAGAAGAGCAUGGUACUAGUUGUGGAAGAUAUCCAUGCUGAUGAUAUAGAGUCUCUUGGUUCAUGUCUGGAUAUCGAUCCACUCUUCUUUUGUGGUCACAUCGCAUCUUCGUACGGAGAUAUUGAGAAAGAUCCCUUACCACCGCUAUUGUCGCUACCGCCGUCUCGGCUGGUUUCUGGGGCAUUUAUCAACAUUCAUCAUCAAAAGGUGCUUGACUUGGGCGACGAGGUCACCUUGGGCCAUGUGCCUUAUGAUCUCGUAUUGUUAGCAAACGUCACUCGAAGUGUUCGACGCCUGCCUGCCCUGUCUAGUAGAUCGAUUGGUAUUCUCCGAGCAUGCACCUCGUUGAUAAAAAUAGACCUUCCUGGGGGCCACUGGAUAUCAUUGAUAUUAAUCGACCCUACCUCUGACAUUGUGGUGCAUCCAACACGCACUGCCCCUCGCAGACUUGUCGGGCCAAAACUUCCUCAAAUUCCCCGUCGAAUCGCAAUCGAAACGAUCUCCCAAACACCGACGUAUGUCCAAUAUCAGGCCACGGAUACAGCAAGCCAAAAAUUUCAAGCAACCAACUCGCGCGAGGAGCUUCUAAGAUUCUUCCACACAUCGCCCCCUGGAUGGAGAAUGGGAAACCAUAGCAUAUUGUGUCUAACUUACUAUCCAAUUCAAACAAUUAUACAGGAGUGGAUAGUCUAUGCUUUGCUGAUGGGACGUUAUGUCAAGUACUACGAGUAUUCUUCCCAGACUGCCCAUUCGCGUUUAGAGCGUUUCGAGAAAGAUGAUAUAUUAGAUCUUCACAGAUGGCGGCGCCGGAGCCUGCAGAGUCUGCACAAGUUGGAUAUAUUGAAACGUUUUCUCGAUCACUGGGUUUUAAAAGAGGAGAAUUUAGACCAAGACUUGCUCCAAGCAGCCAACACAACGACACGAGAGGGAUUAGUCACUUGGAACCUGCUGAAGGGGGAUAUCAAUUACCUGGAAGAGCAGAUUAUGCAACAUGCUCGUUCUCUCGAGGCGCUAAACCCUAUCAUCACUGCUCUUGUCCAACUCGUAGAUUCCAAGAGGGCGAUUUUACAGGCGGAGGAUACCCGACGUUUGACGUACAUUGCCAUUGUGUUCAUCCCUAUGUCUUUCAUCACGGGCAUUUUCAGUAUGAGUGAGCCAUAUGGUCCGGGAAGUGAUCGCUUCUGGAUCUACUGGGUGCCUGCUACAUACCGGGUCAUGACUCAUGCCGACGAGGAUCUUCUUGAUCGGAUCAAGAGGAGCCGUGAAUGCUUGAGCGCCUGUCUAGUUGAGGCGAUCCUUGAUCCCGACGACGAUGGUGAUGUACGGGAGUUUUGGUUCGGCCAGUAUACGAACGGCUUUCGUCAAUUCGUGCCUAGGGUUAACAGCGUUAGCGUUGAUGGCUUUGACGAUGACGAUGAUGACGAUGGGAGUGUCGACAGUCUUGAGCCCGAAAUGCUGGAUGAUGGGUUUGACAAUGUAUUCAAUGAUUAA